AAUUUCAAGUGGGGAGAACUUAUAACCUAGAACCGGAUUUUCCAAACUUUCAUGGUAUAAGAGUACGAUUGCGUUUCACAUUUCAAAAUAUCGCGAGUGCUCAAUGGUUUUCAUAAUGAGAAAAUACCUGGAGCUGUUUUUUCUAUGGUCAUCAUUACUAGUUGCUGUAAAUGCGGCUUGUUCAUCGAACCAAGAGUGUAUCCUAAUUAACAACUGUCCACAUUUGUAUAAUUUACUACUGCAGGACAAGUUAUCGGAGCAAGAUGUCCAAAUUUUGCAAAAGUCUCAGUGUGGUUACGACAAAAAAGCAAAUAAACCGACCGUUUGUUGCCAAAGAAAACCAGACGCAGUACCCGCAGAUACCAGUCUUUUACCAGGCACCGAUGUAUGCGGACAAGAUCCAAGCAAAAGAAUUGUUGGAGGACAGUUAACUGAACUUCGUCAAUUUCCAUGGCUAGUGCUUUUGGAGUAUGACAAACCAACCGGGCGCGGAUUCCAUUGUGGAGGGUCUCUAAUAAAUAAAAACUAUGUACUUACUGCUGCACAUUGCAUUGUAAACAUUCCAAGAUCAUGGCGAUUAGUAAGUGUGCGCCUUGGUGAGCACCAAUUAGACGCUGAUCCAGACUGCGAGGACGGCGACAGACCAGGUUUUGAGGAUUGUGCAGAUUCGCCCAUAGAUAUACCAGUAAGUGAAGUAACACUUCAUCAGCAAUAUGCUAGACGUGAAAUAGCAAAACCGAAUGACAUAGCCUUAGUUCGGCUAAGUACUCCCGUUACGUACUCCAAGUCAAUUUCUCCAAUUUGCCUGCCAACGAAACCAGAAUUUUUAAAUAAUCGCUUCAAUGGGGCAGUUAUGACGGUUGCUGGUUGGGGAAGAACCGAAAACAGUACACAAAGUAACACAAAGCUAAAGCUAGACGUACCAAUUACUCAAGAUGCCGAAUGCCGGCAAAUUUAUGAAAGAAACGGCGCCACUCUCACUGACAAGCAAAUUUGCGCCGGCGGUCGAAAGGGGCAAGAUUCUUGUUCUGGGGAUAGCGGCGGACCCCUCAUGUAUCUUGAAAGACAACCUGAUUAUAUUUGGUAUCUUUUUGGUAUUGUGUCUUUUGGUCCAACUAGAUGUGGAACGGCAGCCUUCCCAGGAAUCUACACGUUUGUGCCAAAGUAUCUAUCCUGGAUUGUAGAAAAUAUGAAAUCGUAACAUAUACAUCUUUUUAAUUUGUUUAAUCAUAUAAUUUAAAAUAUAACAAGCCAUUAAAUAAACAGCGAACCAAUCCAA
Messenger RNA from Photinus pyralis (common eastern firefly), 1279 nucleotides. Its product is annotated as CLIP domain-containing serine protease 14D-like. Gene Ontology annotation, biological process: proteolysis. Gene Ontology annotation, molecular function: serine-type endopeptidase activity. The transcript is spliced from 7 exons. The record is from RefSeq and is a predicted model, not a curated record. The coding region runs from base 104 to 1201 and encodes 365 amino acids. Lineage: Eukaryota; Metazoa; Arthropoda; Insecta; Coleoptera; Lampyridae.